Gymnodraco acuticeps is the source of this 5054-nucleotide messenger RNA. It is a transcript of the gene socs6a, whose product is annotated as suppressor of cytokine signaling 6. Gene Ontology annotation, cellular component: phosphatidylinositol 3-kinase complex. NCBI's taxonomy places the organism in Eukaryota, Metazoa, Chordata, Actinopteri, Perciformes, Bathydraconidae. Gene Ontology annotation, biological process: phosphatidylinositol phosphate biosynthetic process; intracellular signal transduction; regulation of growth. Gene Ontology annotation, molecular function: 1-phosphatidylinositol-3-kinase regulator activity. The transcript is spliced from 3 exons. The record is from RefSeq and is a predicted model, not a curated record. The coding region runs from base 557 to 2158 and encodes 533 amino acids.
CUGAAUCUGCUCCCACAAUUCAACAGGCAACAAAGGAAGAAAGGAAGAGAGGCCGAGAGCUACAAACUGUUAGCUAACCUGGACACUCAGAAAUCCCCUUAUUGUGUAUCUUUGGUGGGAAAUAUAGAGCUGUAUGUUUAGAGAAGAACCAAACCUGGCAUUAUAAACGCGUUAUACUUGUAUUGGUGCUCAGAGGGAUGACUAAAGGUGAUGUUUCGACUGCUAAUGCAAGCUAACACUAGCUAAGCUAACUAGCUAAGCUAUCGUGCAGGAGCGACCCUUCAUAAACGUGUUGUUUAUCAGGACAAAUGCCAACAUCUCUGGGUGUUUUUAUCUGGUAAUACAAGCAGAAGUCACCGGCAUCAAAUGAAAGGAGGUGGAAGUGGAACUUGACCCAUUCAACUGAGUCACCAUUUUCCUGCUCAUAAUGGGUGUGAUGGCUCCACUGUAUGCAUGACUUGUUCCGUGCGGCCUGAUGGGAGGACGCUGUGGAUAGUACUUUCAUCGGGAUACCAGGAGAGCCAACCCAUGCCCCCGCUGCGGAGGGCCUGUCAGAAUGAAGAAGAUAAGCCUUAAGACCAUCCGCAAGUCCCUCAGUAUAAAGGGCAAGGAGGAGGGCGACUUCGUCAUGCUCCAGCAGCCCUCGGUGACUACAGAGUUUUCUAAGGAAGAGUCACUUUUUGGGGGCUGCUACACCAAAGAGCUCUCCGGCUGCGACCUUGGUGGCGAGGAGGACAAAGGCGGUCAGAAUAAGGGCCGCACGAAGAGCGAGGGCCUGAUGGGAUCUCUGAAGAGGAGGCUGUCUGCGAAACAGAAGGCCAAAGUGAAAGGCAACUCCUCCGCCAUUGGCUCUGUGGACGACGAUGACGACACCUUCUCUUCCUCGUCUGCGCCCAUUGGAUUCAGCGAUGUGAAAGCCCAGAGACCCCUGAGAUCUGCGUCUCUGCGGAGCCACCAUUACAGCCCCUCGCCGUGGCCCCUGCGCUCAGUGAACUCUGAGGAGGCGUGCAUCAAGAUGGAGGUAAAAGUCAAAGCCAUGGUUCACUCUCCGAGCCCGAGUCCAAACCUAAACGGUGUCCGGAGAGAAUUUCAUGACUUUCAAAUGGAAGGGCUCUUUCCGGAUAGAGCUGAGUCCUUUAAGAACCUCCAGCAGCCUCAAAACGGGGAUCUGCAUCUGGAUAUUGAUGAAAAUGACGUGCCUGUGGUGCUGGGGUUGACUCCCCAGGACUACAUCCAGUACACGAUGCCUUUAGAUGAGGGAAUGUACCCCGAGGGGUCCCACUCCUUCUGCCUGGACAGCUCCUCUCCUAUGGAGGUGGUGACUGAAGCCGACGGUGCGUCCCUCCACGCGGACCACCAGGAGCACGAUCUGAUGAGUGGGCUUCCGCCAGACCUCUUCAUGGAAACCUCAGUUAAUAGUCUUCUCAUCGGUUCUGCCGGUGUGAUGCUCCAAAGAGGAGAAGUGCCCCCUCCCCUCUCUCCACUCCUGCCGCCCAUGUUAAAUAAUGUUCUUAUUCCACGGACGUUCUCUGGGUUCAGCUCUACAGACAGACAUGUGGCAGAGAGGAUGAGACACCACCUCAACUUUGACCCGAACUCAGCCCCCGGGGUGAGUCGGGUGUACGAGUCGGUGCAGACCAGCGGGCCCAUGGUGGUCACCAGUCUGACGGAGGAGCUGAAGAAGCUGGCGAGGCAGGGCUGGUACUGGGGUCCCAUCACUCGCUGGGAGGCGGAGGAGAAGCUGGUGAACCUGGCCGACGGAUCCUUCCUGGUCAGAGACAGCUCGGACGACCGGUACCUGCUCAGUCUGAGCUUCAGGUCGCAGUGCAAGACUCUGCACACGCGCAUCGAACACUCCAACGGACGCUUCAGCUUCUACGAGCAGCCGGACGUGGAGGGACACACGUCCAUCGUAGACCUCAUCGAACACUCCAUCAGAGACUCAGAGACCGGAGCUUUCUGCUACUCCAGGUCUCGCUUACCGGGAUCUGCAACAUACCCCGUCAGACUAACCAACCCAGUGUCUCGGUUUAUGCAAGUGCGCUCCCUGCAGUACCUCUGUCGCUUCGUCAUCAGACAGUACACGCGGAUAGACCUGAUCCAGAAACUGCCCUUACCGAACAAGAUGAAAGACUAUCUGCAGGAGAAGCACUACUGAGGACGCAGAGACAGGACAGUGGUAGCAAUUUGCACUUUUGUGUUCAGUUAAGAGAUUUAAACAAGGUUUACAAACAACCACAGUUUUGAGACGAUGGUUCUGGUGGCUCGUGAUUUCUGUCAAGGUUUAGUCCUCCAUUCCACUGCUCUGGGUUUUUUCUCCACGCUGGUUUAGGAGGCUCGACUCCCAGAAAAACAUAGUCCAGCACAUAAUCUAUUGCAAAAAAUAUAGAAGAGGUAUACAGCCAAGUUGUCUUAGAUGCAUACUCUAAGUGCAGACAUAGGGAUGUGAGGUGAAGUAGCAUCCAGCUGUUCAAAACAUAUUGCCAUUUGCUUUUAAGUUGAGCCUGUAGGGGGAAUUCCUUAAAUGUUAUCCACCUAAUUGUACAUUUAAAGGAUGAAAAAGUUUUGCUACAAUUCCAUUUUUACACCAAAUGUUAAACCUCCUGCAGACGGACACAUUUUGAUCAUCUCUUGCUUUUGAAUUCUCAUAUUUUCCUGCAUAACACGACUCUGCAUCCAUACUAUGCAAUCAGUCAAACGGCUACAUAGGGUACACUUCAUGUUCACCAGAUUUUUGCUAAUUCACUAAAGUAACUACUCAGGUAUCAUCUGAUUUUUGAGUUGUUUCCUACCUUAAGUUGUACAAUCAUGGACAUUUAUAGACAUGGAUGCUUAUUGGUUAAACAAAAGUACAACAACACGUCACAUUAACAAUUGAAAAUGCAUCAAAUCGUAUAAAUCAGAGCCAUGUCCACACCGUUUUCCUGCAAGAGAUGUCCAACAUGUGCCGGUCUGAGGCGGUUACAGCAGUUUGGUGACAGGAGAAGCUUUCAUUAGUGUGGCUGCAUGAAGCCACUAUGUAAUGUGCAAACCUGAAGGUACUGACCAUGCUGGAUUUGUAAUGUGCUGUUUGUAGGAACGGCAUCACCUAGAUGUGUAAACCUUUUUCUAAAUAUGUUAACAUUUCAAAGUUAAAUCUGUGUGCAUUAGGAAUGUUAAAACCGCAGCUCAGGCCUAACAACUGUUUCUGUGAUGCUCGUGUCUGCAUGUAGAAAAGGCUUUGUGGAGAUUCUCCAAAUGGAAGGAAACGUCACGAUGGAAAGAGCUUGAGUGAUGUUGAAGUGCAACUCACUUAAGGCAGGUUAUAAGUAAAGGAAAGUGCCCUCAAUUGACUGAAAGCAGGAUGUAGUGAUGGCUGUUCUCUCUUAAACCGAGCUCGAGGCUUCCUGGACAUAUUGUGAGAUAACGUGAUUUUGGAAAGUCAGGGUCAAGUCCUCCUCGCCAUCUCGGAGCGAUGCCAGGGUUUCAAUAAAGCUCCAUCACAGCUGCAUGGCAUCAUAUAGGCCUCAAAAUCAUUAGAUUUGUAACCAUAGCUUAUUCACACUGUCCCCACAGAUUGUCUGUACUAAAGGGAUCAGCACACAGAAUGCUACGCAAGUGCUUUAUAUGGAUACUUUGACAGGGACUUCACACAAUGAAUGACAACUUUUGGUAGGUCGUUAGCGCAUAGUUCUAGUUUUAGAAACGUCCGUGUCUGAGGAAGUAAAUCUAGCACAGCAGAAUUAGAUAGGAACUUUGAACGGUGUUGCAUGUUUAAAGACUUUUUGAAGCUUUGAGGAGUUGUAUAGGAAUGAAGGAUCUAGGUCGAGUGUUUGGCUGUGUCGAGGGAGGGUUUUCUGUCGCAAACAUUGGCUGGACAUUCUGUGUAAAACAAAUGUAUUCUUUUCUUUUUAGGAUCCGUCUGUGAGUUUGUUUUGUGACAUUUGCCAUCUGGGGGAUUGGGCUGUACUAAAGGAAUGUACGCUUGUUUGAGGUGAUCAUGUUAUCCGCCUGCAGAAAAACAGUUUUUCAGAAAGCAUAAGAAUCACACACACAAAAAACCUACAUUUUUUGCACUUGAAAAUUCUCCACUGACAAGCUUUGGAUGCUCUCCUGCCUCGAGUUGUCCUUCAGAUGGCAUUUCUUCUGAAAGAAAUAAAGUCACACAUUUGUCCUUCUGUGUUCAUACGUGUUUAGAUCAACAGCAGAUUGUUUGUGUCAUAUCUUGGGAUAUAAAGGGUAGCCAGCGUCAUAUCGAAGCCCCUGCUAACUCACUCAAAGGAACGGGAUCAUGGAAACAACGUGGAUGUAAAUUUGACUUUUAUUUAGUGUGUAUUUGUUUCAGUUGAAAUGUGAAAGUAAAAUGUUAGUUUUUUUUAAUACAAUGUUCUUUUAAUAAUUGAGUUUUAAUUUGUCGUCAGAUUUCGACACGCAGGAACCAGUGUGGUGUUGCUGCUGGGACUUUUUCUAAAAUACUUACUAUUACUCAGCAUUAUUGCCUUCAAUGUUUGAUUCCAGAGGUUGAUGCUUGUUCCGACUGCUGAAGCAUUUUGGAUUAAUAACAGCACUUAACAAGCAACAACGUUUUAUUUUCUGCAUCUCCGUGAGUGAAGGUGAUUGUUUACAACAUGAGUUCAAUAUUCCCAUCCUUUUCUUUCUUAUGUACUCUCACACGAACAUCUUGGUACAAUUUCAUUUUAAUGUGUUAUACACAUUUGUGCUGCUUUAUAAGGAUAUGAUUGCCUUUCUUGUAUUUAACAACGGGGAAAUAGAAUGUCACCAACGUAGACGUGUGUACACAUAAUGACUUUUGUUAUCGUCUUGGGAGAGCAACACAGAUUUGCAAUUUGUUAACAACUGUAGUCGGUUAAAGGAGCAUUAGUAGCUAUUAGCAAACCCUCUGUAGAGUUACCAGUUCACUCCAGUUUACGUCAACUUUCCAAAGUAGAUGCUCUUUUUCUAUUUUUCUUUUGGAAAAAAAUCAACAGUGAUUUAUUGCACACUUUGGAUACAGUUCAAGAGUUUUUUGUAUCUGCCAAGUAUAAAUUAUAAAUAAAACUAUAUUCUAAAAAAAA